Molecule: messenger RNA, 1904 nt
Organism: Zootoca vivipara (common lizard)
Lineage: Eukaryota; Metazoa; Chordata; Lepidosauria; Squamata; Lacertidae
Gene: UQCC2
Product: ubiquinol-cytochrome c reductase complex assembly factor 2
Biological process (GO): mitochondrial respiratory chain complex III assembly
Cellular component (GO): mitochondrial matrix
Source: RefSeq, a predicted model, not a curated record
GACCAAGCAACGGGAGCUCACCCCUUCACGGGGAUUCGAACCGCCGACCUUCUGAUCGGCAAGCCCUAGGCUCUGUGGUUUAACCCACAGCGCUACCAAUUCCUCUCCACUCCCAACACGGGUGCACCGGCAAAUACCGAAGAAUGAGCUCCAUUACUAAAGUCUUCCCAAUCCAACGAAUCUUCAUAGAGAUAUGAAAAAAUAACAAUGUAACAUGUUGCCAGAUUUCUGGUUUGUAUGGACUCCGCCCCCGCACCCCUUGCGCAAACCCACAGAAACCUAUAGAGAAAUUCUGAAUUUUACCGUAGCUGUCAUUUGGGCGGCCAAAUAAUUUUCAAAAGAUAGCAGCAAAGAUAGGAUUCGUGCUCUUUGUAAUUCGGGACUUGUUUCUUAUUCUGACAAACGAAUGCAGUUAGUUUCUGAACAUUUAUAAAUGCAAAGUGUCUGCAGGCAAGCUUCUGUAUGCUACUGGAGGAAUUUAGGGAGAUCGACUUUGGCUGCAAUUUGGGGUGUUUUGCGUGAAUCUUUCUCUUUUCUUUUCCUUUCCUCCUCAAAAUCCAAGCAAGUCUCAGACCGAACCUCAAACUGCAACCCUGCAGAGCUGUCAUAAAGCGCUGGUCUCAGCCACACAUUUUCCAACUUCGGGAAAGGAUGGUCGGCAUUUGGAAUUUGCAUUGGCAGAGCUACUUUUCAAAUGCUCAAUUAGUCCCGAGUCAGGAGGAGGAGGAGCGUGAAGUCCCUUUGCCGCUAACUCUUAGUUUUCGGCGGGCACGACCCAGCUGCUCAAUCACAGCUAAGGCUACCGUAUCCCAGAUUUCUUCGUUCAUUUCCAUGAACCGCGAUCCAUUUCGCCAAUGUAAACCCGGAAUGUUGUCAUCCUGAAAAAGAGAAGCACCUCUCUCAUUUUUCUUAUCUCUGCGAUCCCGCGGGUCUGGGCCGCUCUCGCGUUCCAUCUGCGCAGGUUCCAUCUGUAACCAGAUUGGAACGAGGGAGCAGGAGGAGCCAAUCGCCCCGCCUCCGGUAUGCUAAUAACGGGAUUAGCAUAGCCCGGACCACGUGAGCCACGCUCCAAUGGUGUCGCGCAGGCCUCUGCCAAGAUGGCGCUGACGCGGUACCGGCGCUUCUUGAAGCUCUGCGAGGAGUGGCCCGUGGAGGAGACCAAGCGCGGGCGGGACUUGGGCACUUUCCUUCGGCAGAGGGUGGCGCAGGCCUUCCGCGAGGGAGAGAACACGCAGAUUUCUGAUCCAGUGACCUGCGAUGAAAUGUUUGAGAGUUUAGCCAAAAUCCAUACCAAUUACUAUAAAAACAAGUAUCCACGUUUGAAAGAUACAAGCUUUACUGGGGUGACAGUUGAAGAAUGCAAGCUAGUCCUUGCAACAGCUAGCUUGAAGCAGAUGGAAGAAGCAAAGAAAGGAAAAUGGACAAAGUUACGUGAGAAAUUUUCUGCCAAGAAUCCUGAAGAAGAUUCCAAAUGAUAACUUUGUGACACUAGCCAAUUUCCCUAAAGCAUUAUAUUUUGCCUCCUUGAAACAGAGGUUUGUUUGUUUGUUUCGUUUGCUUACCUAGGGUGCUGUCAGACUUUUUAAAGCAAAGAGAUCUGGUUUUGACAUCUCAUCUCAGAACCAUUUCUAUCUCAGGGAAAAAUGCUUCAGUAUUGGUGAAGUUUUCUAGAAUGGGACAAGGAAGCCCCUCUUGAUGACAGUGGUUUAUAGGAAGAUGUUAGAAAGUCUUUAAAUAUAUUGAUGUGGUUGCCACUCUUUGGUAUGUCUAGGUUUUUGCAUGUUCUUUAGGGAAAGGAUAUAUGCUGUUGAACACAGCUGGUAUGCUGGGACAUCACUGAAUUGUAUUUCAUGGCUUUUUUAGAAUUGAGGAUUCCCAAACAAAUACAGGCACUAUAGCAUAUA